Molecule: messenger RNA, 839 nt
Organism: Impatiens glandulifera
Lineage: Eukaryota; Viridiplantae; Streptophyta; Magnoliopsida; Ericales; Balsaminaceae
Exons: 2
Coding region: 274-654 (126 amino acids)
Source: RefSeq, a predicted model, not a curated record
CCCAACCCAGUAGGGUUAAGCCCAGUCCCUUCUCUCUUUUUUUUUCACUCUCUCUUUCUAUCUCUUCAUUUCUUCGCCAUAGCCUGAUAGCCCUAGUCGUCUUCUUCUUCAGUUCUUCAACGUCGGCAGUCGGUAGCACCAUAGCUAGCAGGACUCAACCUCACGGUCCUCACAACUCACCAGUCAACUCAGUAAGUCGGCCCUGAUUUCCGUCCAGCCUCCAGGUAAGGGGUGCAUUAUUAGAAGAAAAGAUAAAUCAAGCAGACAGUAACAAUGGUUGAAGUAUUGUGGUCCCUUCUCGGGGCAGCAAUUCCUGCAAUGGUUGCAGGUCAAGCUUUCAGGAUGAAGAGAAGGCGCGACGAAGAAGAAAGAAUGAAAACAGGACGCGGAAGAGAGAAGACCUCAGACGAUAUAUUUGUGUGUGAGCGUGUGUGUACUUCGAAUAGAAUGCUUAAGAAGGUUGGGGCUUUCUCAAAGGACCCAAAUCCAGAUACAUGUGUAACUGUUUGUGGUGUUUCUGAAAUUGAUGCCUGUUCUGACGCAUGUGCGCGCACGGUUUGUGUGAAUCAGCAUCAAGUCCCUAACUGGAAUGAUGUCUGCCUUAGGAGAUGUCAAAGUGAAUGUCUCAAACUCUCUCUCACUCGUUCAUCUUAGAACGAUAUGCAACAUUGCUUAUGUAUGAUCGGGAUUUUUUUGUAGGCAGGGAGGAAUGAAUGAUGUUAUCUAUUGAAAUGUAAAGGGUUGUCUUUUUUAUAAAGCUCAACCCUUUUGAUGUUUUCUUUCUUUCUGUUUGAUGUGCAUUUUUAUGUAACUUUGUUACUAAUAAUAAUUUUACUGUA